AUGGAGCCGGCUUCUAAAGCGCAAAACCGUAAAGCUACCUCAGCCACGGAUCAAGCCCCGCGAAAGAGACGCAAGCGGACUGUCGUUACUGGUGCAGCGGAGGAUUGCUUCACCUGCGCCCGACAAGGAUUCUCCUGUGAUCGGCGACGCCCUUACUGCUCUCAAUGCCUUGAUCAUGGUCGGGAAUGUUCGGGUUACAAGACCAAGCUGACCUGGGGUGUUGGUGUUGCUAGCCGGGGUAAGCUUAGGGGGUUAUCGCUUCCGGUGAGCGGGUCGCAACCAGCUGCGACACCCUCAACCGCACCUUGUCCAGCAGGCCCACACGAAUCACCGUCUAUAUCACCAUCGCCUUACAAGUCCACACCCUCUCACACAGCUACGACCUCAUCAACGACUUCACCUACGUCUCAAGAACAGCAGCGGCCUCCAUUUGUAUCUGAAACACACGGGAACAUAAUAUGGACAAAUAACGCUUCCAACACCCAACAAUGGCCCACGGGAAGUCCACUCUCAGCCCACCAUCGCCCGUGGAGUAAAACAGGAACCCACAGAACAGAUGUCUCACAAGGCAUAGCGAACCUUGAUGUACGGCCACGCUUUCAGGAGAGGCCAGACCUAUCCACGGGGUGUCAUAACAUGAUAAGCACAACAAAUGUCUGGUCUAGUCAGGCGCAGGUGCUAUCAACGAUGCCACAGUGGCAACACCCGGGAAAUGCCCCGGAAACUGAAGCAACCGAGGUGGUUGAGGAACAGCACGAGCGAGAAAGUACAGGCAGUCCUCCUCUACGCGUAGAAACUUGCCACUCGCCGUCGCUAUCACAGCUGCUUCUAGCACGCUCCGUUGGACGUACCCCACGACUCAGAUAUUUAAUCAGCUAUUACGCUGAAGUCAUAGCGCCGAUGAUCGUUGCUUUCGACGGCCCAGCAAACCCAUUCCGCACUUAUGUUCUACGCCUAGCACAGGAAAGCUUAUCACUUCAAGAAGCCAUCGCUACGUUAUCUACAUGUAACAUACGGCAGAGGCAUGAGCGGAGGAUGAGGCCAACGGAGCGGUCCCUUCCAGCACGCUUAUCAUCAUUAGCCCAUCGCGCCUUGACAGACGAGGCGUUCCGAGAUGAAUACGGGGUGUCAAGGCCUGAGGGGUUUGCUCGAGAGGAGCAAUACCAUCGAGGCAUGGCUGUCAAGGCACUGAAUAUGGAGUUGGCCGAUCCGCGUGAAAGACUGUCAGAUUCCGUCCUCGCAACAUUGCUUGUCCUUUGCUUGUUUCACAUGUGUGAUACUGGCGUCGCUCAAUUCAAAACCCAGUUCGCUGGGGUGACAAAGUUAUUGGCAAUCCGAAUGCGCAGCUCUCCCCAAAUGUCGGAGGAGUUGAAAUGGUUCGUUCGUGUGUUCACCUGGUUUGAUACGAUGACAGCUACCACCAAUGAUCGCGAGACGCAGCUUCGCGGUGCUUGUUUAGAUAUUGCGGCAGUUUCAGACGGUGAGUGGGGGCUGGAGAAUCUUGCAGGUUGUGAUCCAAGCCUGUUCAAAUUCAUUGCGCAGCUCGGUCGUUUGAAUCUUUUGAGUCAAGACCAGGAAGUCAAAGCGCCGGGACUUGUGGAUAUAUUUGUUCCGUCUUCGGCGCCUCCACCAUCGAUGACAUAUUUUUACUCAUCUUCUUCGUUGAGGUCAGAUAUACCUGCAGGCAGCAACACUCAUUCGCAUCCGCUACCCUGUCUACCACAAUCGAGCGACCCAUCAAGGCGACCGUCAUCACCAGCGUUUUGGGCAGAAUGGUAUUCGUUACGGCAAAAGCUUGAAUCAUGGCGUCUCCCCCGCCAGGAUAGUCGACAUUUUGGUGGUGUCCCCGCGUCUACUACAAAUGCAUACAUUUCGCCACCUUCAUCCCCGUCAUCUCAGGCUGUUGUUGCCCCUCAGAACCGCGAGGAUGUCUUUCAUAUUUCUGAAUCAUUCCGCCAUUCCGCGAUUCUCUAUACUGAACGACUUGCGUAUCCAGAUUUGCCAUCCAAUCAUCCCCGUAUUCAAUUACUCGUGAACCACGCGAUGCAUCAUAUCUCACUGGUUAAGUCGGACGUGUACCUAUUAUGGCCGCUUUUUAUCACUGGCGCCGAGUGUGUGGUUGAAAGGCAUCGUACAUUCAUCAGAGAGCGCUGCAAGGACCUUUCCAAAGAUUCUGGAUUUCUAAAUAACCUCUCAUGUCUCGAGUUGCUCGAAAAGAUAUGGGCAGAAAUCCCUACCGCGGCCGAUGUUGGCGAUCACACUGAUCGUGCAUCACGCGGCACAUACGCUGGCGCAUCCGAAGACGUUGUGUCAGCCUUUGAUGAUAAUUUGCCCUCCUAUAGCGAAACAUCAUCAUUCCCGAUUUUAGCAUCGGUUGCGAGACCGCAUGGAUUCCGAUGGCACCGGGUGAUGCAGGCUAAACGGACCGAAGGGGAAUAUAUGGUGGUGUGA
Aspergillus nomiae NRRL 13137 is the source of this 2451-nucleotide messenger RNA. Its product is annotated as Zn(II)2Cys6 transcription factor. Gene Ontology annotation, biological process: positive regulation of transcription by RNA polymerase II. The record is from RefSeq and is a predicted model, not a curated record. The transcript has a single exon. Bases 1 to 2451 code for a protein of 816 amino acids. Gene Ontology annotation, cellular component: nucleus. Lineage: Eukaryota; Fungi; Ascomycota; Eurotiomycetes; Eurotiales; Aspergillaceae. Gene Ontology annotation, molecular function: transcription cis-regulatory region binding; zinc ion binding; DNA-binding transcription factor activity, RNA polymerase II-specific.